This is a messenger RNA of Talaromyces rugulosus, 879 nucleotides long. RefSeq lists its product as uncharacterized. The transcript is spliced from 2 exons. Gene Ontology annotation, cellular component: fungal-type vacuole membrane. Gene Ontology annotation, biological process: intracellular manganese ion homeostasis. The record is from RefSeq and is a predicted model, not a curated record. The coding region runs from base 1 to 879 and encodes 292 amino acids. Lineage: Eukaryota; Fungi; Ascomycota; Eurotiomycetes; Eurotiales; Trichocomaceae. Gene Ontology annotation, molecular function: manganese ion transmembrane transporter activity; iron ion transmembrane transporter activity.
AUGUCGUUCUCCUCCGUCAAGAACCUGCUGGCUCAGUACUCGCCCGUCUCAGACAGUUCGUCCUUUUCAGACGUGGAGAAAGACACCCAGUUACCGCUGAGCAGGGAUGUCGAAGCACCGUUAGAUACCGGCAAUCUCAUGCAGCAGCAGCAGCAACAACAACCAAAAAAAAGCUUCGUCGAUGCGCGCGUGAUAUCCGAUGCCAUUAUCGGACUGUCCGAUGGCAUGACAGUACCCUUUGCCCUCACGGCGGGCCUGUCGACUCUCGAGGAUACCAGGGUUGUUGUCUUUGGCGGGCUGGCCGAGUUGAUUGCUGGUGCGAUUUCGAUGGGAUUGGGGGGGUAUCUUGGAGCGAAGAGCGAAGAAGAAUCAUACCGCGCAACGCUCAAAAAAACAUGCCAACAAACCGCCACCAACCCCGAAACCACCAGCACCCUCAUUUCUGAUAUUUUUGCUCCUUACGAGCUGCCCGACCAGCUGGUCUCGGAACUAAGCAGCCAUCUGGCCGACUCCCCUAAUUUGCCUUCAUUCCUCAUGAACUUCCAUCACACAUUGCCCGAACCUUCCGGAUCACGGGCAAUAACAUGCGCCAUAACGAUUGCAUUGGGGUACUUUAUCGGCGGGUUUGUACCGUUGGUGCCGUACUUUUUUGUCGGCCCUGAUGAUGCUUUUCAUGCAUUGGCGUGGUCUGCAGCGACAAUGGUGGUUGCCUUGUUUGUGUUUGGGUAUGGGAAGACGUGUUUUGUGUCUGGGUGGAAAAGGCGCGCGGAUGUUUUGAGGGGAUUGUUUGGGGGUGUGCAGAUGGUUAUUGUAGGGGGUGUGGCGGCCGGGGCGGCCAUGGGGUUGGUCAAGUUGUUUCAAUUGCUUGGGUCGAGAUAA